ACUACUUGAAACAGAUGUCACGUUCUGAUAUUCCCUUAGAAGCAAUUAAGGUAUCUGAAAGUGCAGAGACAUUUAGGAAAUUUCGCACGAUGCUAAGUAGCACAGUCGAUUCAUACAACAACAUACGUAAAACAACCAAACCUGUAGAAUUUGACUUAAUUAAAUUGGAAGUGGCGCAUAUCGAUUCCUUGAUAUUCCGUGGAGAAAACGAAUUAUGCUGGAGAUCAGACGGGCUUCUGGAAUAUAUAACAGAAUUGGGCGAUUUUGUGGAAGGACUGUGGAAACGCAUGAAGACCGCCCAAUCGAACGUAGAGAAGAUCAAAAACAUUUUGGAACCUUGGACGAAGACGCCCCUCAUAGAACGAAAGGAUAAUCGUAAGGAUACGCUGCUUGCUCUGGAAGAUCGUUCGGAAAAAGUAUCGAAACGUUACGCGGAGAUCGCAAAAGCAUCCGAGCAAAUACAUUCGAUAUUGAAGGAAAAUGAAUUGCUUUUUCAAAUUAGUGAGAUCGGACAGGAAGUUUGGCAAGAGUAUGUGAAAUAUAUUGACGACAUAGUGAUCGAGUCUCUUCGAAAAGCAGUUGGAUGCUCUUUAGGCUACUUGGCAGAAAGUAUGGAUCCAAUCGGACAAUGCGAACCAUUGCUUGAAGCAAAAUUGGAGCUCAGGGAACCAGAUCUAUAUUAUAUGCCAUCAUUGGAACCCGAAGAUCCAGAUGGACUUGAUCAGUUGAUUCUUGGCGUGUUAAAUGAUAUUACCGGUAUGGCAGGCUUGAUAUCUCGAUUGAAAAGUGAUUCUGUAGGAUACGCUGAAGAACUGGCGUGUGAUGAUGAUAUUAAGGGAAUGAGAGAUGAAAUACUAACAAGUGUAGCUACUGCUGUAGAAGAAGCUACUGAUUUCUGUAGUAAUUUCGAAGGCUACGCUUAUCUAUGGCUAGAUGAUAGGGGUGUUGUGAUGCAACAAUUCCUCGAAUACAGCCGACAAUUGUCAGCAGAGGAAAUGGACAUGGUGGCAGCUCAGGACCCUAAAGGUCCGACGAAGUCACCACCGAAAAUGGAGCAAUUCCGCGAACAAAUCGACCUUUACGAGGGGCUCUAUCUCGAGAUCGAGGAAAUGGAUCUGUCCAAAGUAUUUUGCGGCUGGUUCAGAGUAGAUCUAAAACCCUUCAGACAGUCAGUACUGAACACGGUGUGCAAGUGGUCGAGUAUGUUCAAAAAACAUUUGGUCGAUCGUGUAACAAGCAGUCUCUCAGAUUUGGGAAUAUUUAUAAGACGAGCGGACGAGGGAUUGUUACAACAAGUGCAACCGGGUGACUAUGCUGCUCUGGUUAGUGUAAUGGGCUAUCUAUUACAAGUAAAAGAACGUCAGCCAACUACGGACGAGAUGUUCCAUCCGUUAGAGGAGACCAUUGAGUUGCUCAAGUUCUACGAUCAAGAUAUACCCGAAGAAGUAAACGUAUUACUACAAGAGUUGCCACAGCAAUGGGCAAACACGAAAAAACUUGCUCUUAUGGUGAAGCAGCAAGUUGCGCCAUUACAGGCAGGUGAAGUAUCAAGAAUUCGUGGUCGAAUCUCCGCAUUUGAUAUUACAAUAAAUCAGUAUCGAGAAGCAUUUCGACGAUACACAUUUUUCAAGUAUGACUGCAAAAAUCCGUACGAACUAUUAGAUGAGGCGCAUAAAGAGAUUCUCAUGUUGGAACGUCAAAUGAAGGAUAUACAAGAAUCUGCCUCGUUGUUCGAAGUAAUGGUACCCGAAUUUAAACAGCUGAGGCAGUGCAGGAGAGAGCUGAAAAUGCUUAAGCAGCUCUGGGAUUAUGUAAAUAUAGUGCAGAGUAGUAUCGAGGGUUGGAAGACGACACCCUGGAGGAAAAUUGACGUGGAGAAUAUGGACAUCGAGUGCAAGAAGUUUGCGAAGGAGAUACGUGCGCUGGAUAAAGAAAUGAGGCCAUGGGAUACGUAUAUAUCGUUAGAGGCGACGGUAAAGAACAUGCUUACAUCAUUGCGCGCCGUGGGAGAAUUGCAAAAUCCAGCUAUUCGAGAAAGACAUUGGCGACAGCUGAUGAAUAGUACUAAGGUUCGUUUCGUAAUGGACGAAUCAACAACUUUAGCUGAUCUACUCGAAUUGAAUCUCCAUGAAUGCGAAGAUGAAGUUAAAAAUAUCGUUGACAAAGCUGUUAAGGAAAUGUCUAUGGAGAAAUACAUGAAAGAACUAAAUGUUACAUGGUCGAAAAUGGAAUUCGAGCGAGAAGUUCAUGCUCGGACAGGAGCUACUUUAAUCAGAGCUAGCGAAGAAUUGAUCGAAACUCUAGAAGAAAAUCAGGUACAAUUACAAAAUCUAAUUACCUCGAAAUUUAUCGCGCAUUUUCUGGAAGAGGUGUCAUCAUGGCAGAAGAAAUUGAGCAUUGCUGAUCAAGUGACGACUGUAUGGUUCGAAGUUCAACGCACCUGGAUGCAUCUUGAGAGCAUUUUCAUGUCGUCCGAAGAUAUCCGAAAGCAGUUGCCAGUGGAUGCUGCACGAUUCGAUCGCAUCGACACGGAAUUUAAAGAGAUGACGGAGGAGAUGGCGAAAACGCCGAAUGUCGUCGAGGCGACGAAUAAGGACGGACUUGUAUCCGCUCUAGACGUUUUGCAAAAAGAACUCGUAUUAUGUGAAAAAGCUUUAGCGGAAUAUCUAGAAACGAAACGUCUCGCUUUCCCGCGAUUCUACUUCGUCUCUUCUAGCGAUUUGCUAGAUAUACUCUCGAACGGAAAUCAACCGGAAAUAGUGGCGAAACACUUGACAAAAUUAUUCGAUUCUAUGGCGCGUCUGAAUUUUGAUGAUAAAAAUACUUCAUUAAAACGUGUUUUAGGCAUGUUUGCUAAGGACGGCGAAUACGUAGAAUUCGCAAACUGCGAGAUGAUUUGCGAAGGACCCGUGGAAGCCUGGUUGAAUCGUCUUCAGAGCGCUAUGCGCGUAUCAAUUCGGCAUUAUUUCAGCGAAGCGGUAGUGGCGUACGAGGAGAAACCACGUGAGCAAUGGCUAUUUGAUUAUCCUGCUCAAGUAUCUCUCUGCGGGACGCAAAUCUGGUGGACCACCGAAGUAAAUAUAGCGUUCGCGCGUUUCGAGGAAGGAUACGAUAAUUCUAUCAAGGACUAUCUGAAGAAACAGAUCUCGCAGCUAAGUAUUCUAAUCACGCUGCUGAUAGGUGAACUGACCAAGCAGGAGAGACAGAAGGUCAUGACGAUCUGUACGAUCGAUGUGCACUCAAGGGACGUCGUGACGAAAUUGGUGCAAUCGAAGGUCGAAAGUUCGCAGGCUUUUCAAUGGCAAAGUCAGCUGCGGCAUAGAUGGGACGAGAAGAAAAAAGAUUGCUUCGCAAAUAUUUGCGACGCGCAAUUCAAAUAUUCUCACGAAUAUCUGGGUAAUACUCCCAGAUUGGUCAUAACGCCAUUAACAGAUAGAUGCUACAUAACUUUGACGCAAUCUCUGCAUCUCGUUAUGGGCGGUGGUCCGGCUGGACCAGCUGGGACUGGAAAAACCGAGACCACAAAAGAUUUAGGCCGAGCUCUCGGCAUAAUGGUCUACGUGUUUAAUUGUUCCGAGCAGAUGGAUUACAAGUCUUGCGGUAACAUAUACAAGGGAUUAGCGCAAACUGGUGCAUGGGGUUGUUUCGAUGAAUUUAACAGAAUCACCGUCGAAGUGCUCUCGGUGGUCGCCGUGCAAGUGAAGUCGAUACAGGAUGCCAUCAGAGACAAGAAGGAAACAUUCAAUUUCAUGGGCGAGACGAUAGCUCUCGAGCCAACCGUCGGCAUAUUUAUCACUAUGAAUCCUGGUUAUGCCGGCCGUACAGAAUUGCCAGAGAACUUGAAAGCACUUUUUCGUCCCUGCGCCAUGGUGGUGCCCGAUUUUGAACUGAUAUGCGAAAUUAUGCUGGUAGCAGAGGGAUUUCAAGAUGCUAGAGUACUCGCAAGAAAAUUCAUCACUUUAUACACGUUGUGUAAAGAACUGUUAUCUAAGCAAGAUCAUUAUGACUGGGGAUUGAGAGCAAUAAAAUCAGUCUUGGUAGUCGCUGGUAGUUUGAAGAGGGGCGAUCCCGGCAGACCGGAAGAAGAAGUAUUAAUGAGAGCUUUGAGAGACUUCAACAUUCCUAAAGUAGUAUCGGAUGAUCUACCAGUCUUCAUGGGAUUGAUAGCUGAUUUAUUUCCAGCAUUGGACGUUCCCAGAAAAAGAGAUGUUGAAUUCGAAAAGAUGGUUAAACAAGCGGCUGCCGAUUUGAGUCUGCAACCAGAAGAUGGUUUCAUCCUCAAAGUCGUACAACUCGAGGAGUUGUUAGAAGUAAGACAUUCCGUCUUUAUCGUAGGCAUAGCUGGUUCCGGAAAAACUCAAGUGUGGAAGACAUUAUUCAAAACUUAUCAUAAUAUGAAGAGAAGGCCGAUCUAUAAUGAUCUCAAUCCAAAGGCGGUGACAAAUGACGAGCUCUUCGGCAUCAUUAAUCCAGCAACGCGAGAAUGGAAAGAUGGCCUCUUCUCGGUUAUCAUGCGAGAACAGGCUAAUCUGGGCGGCGAGAAUCCGAAAUGGAUCCUCCUGGAUGGCGACAUCGAUCCGAUGUGGAUUGAAUCUCUGAAUACUGUUAUGGAUGACAAUAAAGUUUUGACAUUAGCCAGCAACGAACGAAUCGCGCUAACGCCGGCCAUGAGAUUACUCUUCGAAAUCUCGAACUUGAGAACUGCUACACCUGCCACGGUCUCGCGAGCCGGGAUUUUGUACAUAAAUCCGCAGGAUUUAGGAUGGAAUCCGUACGUAACGAGCUGGGUCGAGAAGCGGCCGUUGCCGAAUGAAAAAUCGAAUCUGGUCAUGCUCUUCGACAAAUAUAUUCCUACUUGUCUCGAGACUUUGAGAACUAGAUUUAAAAAAGUAACACCCAUAGCCGAUAUGGCGCACGUCGAGAUGUUGUGUCAUCUGCUUCAUUGUCUUCUGAAACCGGAGCUGACGAGCGGCGAUUUCUACAAAGAUCACUAUGAACUUUAUUUCGUGUUCGCCGCUGUUUGGGCCUUCGGCUCCUCCAUGUUUCAAGAUCAAACUAUGGAUUAUCGAGUGGAGUUUACUAAGUGGUGGGUCAACGAAUUCAAACAGGUGAAAUUUCCAUCGCAAGGUACGGUAUUUGAUUAUUACAUCGACAACGAGACGAAGAGUUUCGUUCCCUGGACGAACCGUCUUCCAAAGUUCGAGCUGGAUAUGGAGACACCUUUACAAGCUGUUUUGGUUUACACGUCAGAAUCUAUUAGAAUAAGAUAUUUUCUAGAUCUGUUGAUGCCGGAAAAGCAUCCUAUAAUGUUGGUCGGUACGGCUGGUUGUGGCAAGACCGUCCUAAUUGCCGAGAAGCUUUUACAGCUUUCUGAAAAUUACGCGGUCGCCAACGUACCGUUUAAUUUCUAUACCUCGUCCGAAAUGCUACAAAAAAUUAUGGAGAAAUCAUUGGAGAAGAAAGCAGGCAGAAAUUAUGGUCCACCGGGAAAUAAAACUCUAGUAUACUUCAUCGAUGACAUGAAUAUGCCGGAAGUGGAUCCGUAUGGCACCGUCCAGCCUCACACAUUAAUUAGACAGCACUUAGAUUACGGUCAUUGGUACGAUCGUACGAAAUUAACUUUGAAGGACAUCCACAAUUGUCAAUAUGUCAGCUGCAUGAAUCCGACUGCUGGAUCGUUUACGAUUAAUCCAAGAUUGCAAAGACACUUUGCUGUAUUUGCCGUUAGUUUUCCGAACAUAGACUCUUUAACAACUAUAUAUUCCUCCAUUCUGUCGCAACAUCUUGCAAAUGUAGAGCAUAGGUUUCCUCUAAGUGUCACCGAAUUAUGUCCAAAUAUCGUACAAGCCAGCAUCCAACUGCAUCACCGCUGUAGUCAGAUGUUUCUGCCAACAGCGGUAAAGUUUCAUUAUAUCUUCAAUCUUCGCGAACUUUCCAAUUGUUUUCAAGGUUUACUAUUCAGUGGCAAUGAAUGCUUGCAAUCUGCGGUGGAUUUAAUUCGACUCUGGAUGCACGAGACUCAACGUGUCUAUGGAGACAAGCUAACAGAUGAAAAAGAUAUCGAAAGUUUUUUGAAACUACAAUUAGAUAUUCUGAAAAAAAAUGUAGAGGAGGUGGACGAAGGCUCAAUUCUGGAAAAACCCAACAUUUAUUGCCAUUUUGCAGGUGGUGUCGGAGAGCCAAAAUACAUGGCUGUUAAAGAUUGGAUGACUUUACAUCGGUUAUUGUCUGAAGCAAUGGUCAGUUAUAACGAUUUAGUGGCGGCUAUGAAUCUGGUACUUUUCGAGGAUGCCAUGAUGCACGUAUGUCGCGUAAAUAGAAUUCUAGAAUCACCCAGAGGCAGUGCACUUUUAGUUGGUGUGGGUGGUUCCGGCAAACAGAGUCUUUCACGAUUAGCAGCUUUUAUAAGCUCAUUGGAGGUUUUCCAAAUUCAACUGAAGAAGGGCUACGGUGUAACAGAUUUGAAGAUGGAACUCGCUGUCCUAUACUCGAAAGCAGGCUUGAAGAAUAUCGGUAUUAUGUUCUUAGUGACAGACGCACAAGUACCGAACGAACAAUUCUUAGUACUUAUCAACGACAUGCUCGCAUCGGGAGAAGUUCCCGAUUUAUUUGCCGAAGACGAGGUGGAGAAUAUAAUUGCAGGAGUUCGUAACGAAGUGAAAGGCGCAGGUAUAUUGGACACGCGUGAAAAUUGUUGGAAAUUCUUCAUCGAUCGCGUUCGCCGACAGCUCAGAAUAGUAUUAUGCUUUUCUCCGGUCGGUUCUACAUUACGAGUUAGAUCCAGAAAAUUUCCGGCAAUCAUAAAUUGUACGAUGAUCAAUUGGUUUCAUGAAUGGCCUCAAGAGGCAUUAAUGUCUGUAUCGAAAAGAUUUCUACAGGAAUUAGAAGAGCUGCCAGAAACUUAUAGAGAAUCAGCUGCCAAGUUUAUGGCUCAUGCACACACUAGCGUAAAUAUAGCCAGUCGUCAUUAUUUGAGUAGCGAACGUCGUUACAAUUACACGACUCCAAAAUCUUUUCUGGAACAAAUAAGUUUAUAUACCAGAUUGUUAAAAACAAAAACCUCUGAGUUACGGGCUAGGGUGGCUAGAUUGGAAAAUGGCUUGGAUAAAUUGAGAUCAACGGCAGUACAAGUGGAUAAGUUGAAAAAGAAGUUGGCCGUACAAGAGGUAGAAUUGCAGCAAAAGAACGAGGCUGCGGAUGCUUUAAUUGCUAUAGUUGGUGUCGAGACGGAGAAAGUCCAAAAAGAAAAAGCGAUAGCGGAUGAGGAAGAAUCUAAAGUGGCCAUAAUAGCCGAUGAAGUUUUGAAGAAGCAAAAAGACUGCGAAGCAGAUUUAACGAAGGCCGAACCUGCUUUGCUGGCUGCGCAAGAAGCUCUGAAUACCUUGAACAAGGCAAAUUUAACGGAAUUAAAAUCAUUCGGUUCGCCUCCUGGCGCUGUAACGAACGUCACUGCUGCAGUCAUGGUCCUUUUGGCACCAGCUGGCAAAGUACCUAAGGAUCGAAGUUGGAAAGCUGCCAAGAUCGUAAUGGCAAAAGUAGAUACUUUUCUGGAUGCCUUGAUUAAUUAUGACAAAGAAAAUAUACAUCCUGAAGUGAUUAAAGCAAUACAACCAUAUCUCAAGGAUUCUGAAUUCGAGCCUGAGUUUGUAAGAUCUAAGUCAGCUGCCGCAGCGGGUUUAUGCGCCUGGGUGAUCAAUAUUAUUAAAUUUUACGAAGUCUUUUGCGAUGUAGAACCAAAACGAAAGGCGCUCGCACAUGCGAAUGCAGAAUUAGCUGCGGCUCAAGAUAAACUUAGUGGUAUCAAGCGAAAAGUAGUUUCCUUGGAAGAACAGCUGGCGAAAUUAACGGCGGACUUCGAGCAAGCAACAUCCGAGAAAUUAAAAUGUCAACAGGAAGCCGAUGCCACUAAUUCAACAAUCGCAUUAGCGAAUAGAUUAGUCGGUGGUCUGGCAUCUGAAAACGUUCGUUGGGCUGAUUCUGUAGCCAGUUUUAUGCAACAAGCGUCGACGUUACCUGGCGAUGUAUUGUUGGUGACGGCUUUCAUAUCCUACGUCGGUUGCUUUACAAAACAAUUCCGACAGGAUUUAUUGAACAAGCAAUGGUUACCUUUCAUACGUAGUGUUGAACCGACGAUCCCAAUUACCGAAGGCCUGGAUCCUCUCUCAUUGCUAACGGACGACACGCAAAUUGCCAAAUGGAAUAACGAGGGUUUGCCGAAUGAUCGAAUGUCGACAGAGAAUGCUACAAUAUUGACAAACUCCGAUCGUUGGCCCUUAAUGAUAGAUCCGCAGCUUCAGGGAAUAAAAUGGAUUAAAGAAAAAUACGGAGAUGAGCUGAAAGUGAUUAGAUUAGGUCAACGUGGUUAUUUGGACGUGAUCGAAUUAUCCUUAGCGAACGGAUCUACAGUCUUGUUGGAGAACAUCGGAGAGACCGUAGAUCCUGUUCUGGAUCCUCUACUUGGCCGAAAUUUAAUCAAGAAGGGUCGAGCCAUUAAGAUUGGCGAUAAAGAGGUGGAAUACAAUUCCAUGUUCAGAUUGCUGCUGCACACGAAGUUAGCUAAUCCCCAUUAUAAACCGGAAAUGCAGGCGCAAACCACGCUAAUUAAUUUUACGGUAACGAGGGAUGGCUUGGAGGAUCAAUUACUUGCGGAAGUGGUUAAGGCAGAGAGACCAGAUCUGGAGGAGCUGAAGGCAGAGCUUACUAGGCAACAGAAUGAUUUUAAGAUUACUCUUAAUAGUCUCGAAGACUCGCUUCUAUCAAGAUUAUCGUCAGCUGGCAGCAAUGUUCUCGAAGAUACAUCUCUUGUAGAAAAUUUAGAAACAACAAAGCGUACUGCCGCAGAGAUCGAAUCCAAGGUUACAGAGGCUCGAGGAACCAGUCGACAAAUCGAUGCAGCUCGAGAAUUAUAUCGACCCGCGGCAGCAAGGGCCUCAUUGUUAUAUUUUAUUCUGAAUGAUCUGAAUACCAUUAAUCCUAUCUAUCAAUUUUCGUUGAAAGCCUUCAGCGUCGUCUUCCAGAAAGCAAUUUUGAAGGCCGAUCCCGCGCCUGAUGUUACGGGAAGAGUGCAGAAUCUAAUUGAAUGCAUUACAUAUUCAGUCUUCAUGUACACUAGCAGGGGACUUUUCGAGUGUGACAAACUAAUCUUUGCCUCGCAAAUGGCAUUCCAAAUUUUAUUGGCGAGAAACGAAGUUACACCUAGCGAGUUGGACUUUCUCCUAAGAUUUCCUAUAACACCACACGUCACUUCGCCGGUCGAUUUUCUCACCAAUACUAGCUGGGGUGGCAUAAGAAGCCUCGCUACGAGGGAAGAGUUUCGGAAUCUGGAUCGGGACAUCGAAAGUUCUGCCAAACGUUGGAAAAAGUUCGUGGAGUGUGAAUGCCCGGAGCGUGAAAAGUUUCCUCAAGAGUGGAAAAAUAAAACGGCUAUACAACGUCUAUGCAUGCUGAGGGCUCUGAGACCAGACAGGAUGACGUAUGCCAUUGCUGCGUUUAUCGAGGAAAAGCUCGGUCCGAGAUACAUUGAGGCGAGAACUGUAGAAUUUGCAAAAUCCUUUGAGGAAACUAGUCCGAGUACUCCCAUUUUUUUUAUUCUAUCGCCCGGAGUUAAUCCGUUAAAGGAUGUUGAAGACUUAGGUCGACGCCUUGGCUUUACAUCGGAUAAUCAAAACUUCCAUAACGUAUCCCUUGGUCAAGGACAAGAAACUGUGGCCGAGCAAGCUAUGGAUAUAGCAGCUAAAAAUGGUCACUGGGUGGUGCUACAAAAUAUACAUUUAGUCAAGAAAUGGCUUCCGCUAUUAGAAAAAAAAUUGGAAGUAGCCGCGGAAGGAUCUCAUUCCGAUUACAGAAUGUUUAUGAGCGCAGAACCGGCUAGUACGCCAGCCGGCCAUAUAAUACCUCAAGGUAUUCUGGAAUCGUCAAUUAAGAUUACAAAUGAGCCACCUACUGGUAUGCAAGCUAAUUUGCAUAAAGCUCUAGACAAUUUUACUCAAGAAACUUUAGAAAUGUGCUCCAAAGAAGCUGAGUUCAAAGCGAUUUUAUUUUCUUUGUGCUAUUUCCACGCUGUCGUCGCGGAGCGUCGUAAAUUCGGACCUCAGGGUUGGAAUAAAAUAUAUCCCUUCAAUGUAGGAGAUCUGAACAUCAGUGUCAGUGUUCUGUACAAUUAUUUGGAAGCAAGUCAAAAAGUGCCUUGGGAAGAUUUAAGGUAUCUCUUUGGAGAAAUUAUGUAUGGUGGCCAUAUAACAGAUGACUGGGACAGACGACUUUGCGUAUCCUAUCUUGAAGAAUUAAUGCAGCCUGAUUUGAUCGAUGGAGAACUGCAAUUGGCGCCGGGUUUUUCCGCACCUCCUAAUACAGAUUUAGUUGGUUAUCAUACAUACAUCGACGAAGCUAUACCGCCGGAAUCUCCAUAUUUAUAUGGGUUACAUCCGAAUGCGGAAAUUGGUUUUCUGACAAUGACGGCUGAGAAUUUAUUCAAAACAGUCUUUGAAAUGCAACCCCGGGACACUGGCAGCUCGGGAGGGCAAGCCGUUACCAGAGAGGAGAAGGUGAAACAGGUAUUAGACGAGAUAAUAGAAAAAUUACCCGAGGAAUUCAACAUGACGGAAAUAAUGGGAAAGGUAGAGGAACGAACACCUUACGUGAUCGUUGCAUUUCAAGAAUGCGAGAGGAUGAAUUUCUUGACGACGGAGAUUAAACGAUCACUGCGCGAGCUGGAUUUGGGUCUUAAGGGCGAACUUACCAUAACAUCAGACAUGGAAGAUUUGGAGAACGCGCUGUUCUUCGAUCAAGUUCCUCCAGUUUGGGCCAGCAGGGCUUAUCCGUCUUUAUCGGGCCUAACUGCCUGGUUCGUCGACCUGCUACUGAGAAUCAGAGAGCUGGAGACGUGGUCUACGGAUUUCGUUUUACCCGCAUCCGUGUGGCUUGCCGGCUUUUUUAAUCCUCAAUCGUUACUCACCGCCAUCAUGCAAUCGACGGCGAGAAGGCACGAGUUACCACUCGAUAAAAUGUGCCUCCAGUGCGACGUGACCAAAAAGAACAAGGAGGAGUUCACGUCGGCUCCGAGGGACGGCGCCUACGUUCACGGAAUAUUUAUGGAAGGCGCACGAUGGGACGUCCAAACGGGAAUCAUCGUCGACUCCAGGCAUAAAGAAUUAUAUCCAGCGAUUCCCGUGAUUAAUGUACGCGCGAUCACGCAGGAUAAACAGGAUUUGAGGAACAUGUACGAGUGUCCGGUAUAUAAGACACGUAUGCGAGGUCCGACAUAUGUAUGGACGUUCAAUUUGAAAACCAAAGACAAACCGGCUAAGUGGACGUUAGCCGGUGUUGCUCUCUUGUUGCAAACCUAAAAAGAAUAAUCGUUGUUAGUUUAACUAAUAGAAUUGCUUGAAUAAUAAACACAGACAAGUUGACAGCGUAGUUGUACCUGAUCGUAAAUAAGAUAUGUUGUUAACUAUUU
Camponotus floridanus (Florida carpenter ant) is the source of this 11455-nucleotide messenger RNA. It is a transcript of the gene Dhc93AB, whose product is annotated as dynein beta chain, ciliary. Gene Ontology annotation, biological process: microtubule-based movement. Gene Ontology annotation, cellular component: dynein complex. NCBI's taxonomy places the organism in Eukaryota, Metazoa, Arthropoda, Insecta, Hymenoptera, Formicidae. Gene Ontology annotation, molecular function: dynein light intermediate chain binding; ATP binding; minus-end-directed microtubule motor activity. Bases 15 to 11345 code for a protein of 3776 amino acids. The record is from RefSeq and is a predicted model, not a curated record. The transcript is spliced from 29 exons.